This is a messenger RNA of Musa acuminata subsp. malaccensis (wild Malaysian banana), 1675 nucleotides long. Its product is annotated as putative protein ABIL2. NCBI's taxonomy places the organism in Eukaryota, Viridiplantae, Streptophyta, Magnoliopsida, Zingiberales, Musaceae. The record is from RefSeq and is a predicted model, not a curated record.
GAGAAGCAGCAGCUGCAUCGGUUUGCAGCCGAGGGAGGACAAGGAAUAGCUCGAUCCAACACGCCUCUUUCUGUGUUUUGGGGCUUGGAUUGCCCCUCUCGAUCUCGCCCAAGUGUCGCCUGUGGUCGCCGGGAGUUGUGCUUUGGAUUGUUCCUCCCUUUUGCCUCUUUCACUCCUCCCUUGUCCUCUCCUUGCUCUGGUCUCCCCUGCGCAUCAUUGCGUGUCCCAGCAUCGGCCAAAGACAAGGUAAGGCUGCUGCUGCUGCCAUUUCUCUCAUCGAUGGAGACGACCGUAUCUCCGUCUGCUUCUCUGCUGCAGAACCAGCUGGACGCUUCCAACUUCGAUGAGCUCUCUAUGGAUCAAAGCCUGCUCUUCUCGGAUAGCCUAAAGGAAUUGAAGAAUCUGAGGUCCCAAUUGUACUCUGCGGCAGAGUACUUUGAAUUAUCGUAUGCCACUGACGACCACAAACAGUUCGUCGUCAACACCUUGAGAGAGUACGCCAUCAAGGCCGUGGUCAACACGGUGGACCAUCUCGGAUCGGUGUCGUUCAAGGUGACCGGUCUCCUCGAAGCCAAGGUCGACGAGGUCUCCGGAGCGGAGUCUCGAGUCUCCUGUAUCGAACAGAGGAUUCGAGCCUGCCGAGAACUCGUGGACCGCGAAGGGCUGUCGCAACAGUCGCUGGUGAUCAAAGCUCCACGGUACCAUAAACGCUACAUCGUACCGGGCAAGUUAAUCUCUCUUGGUGUGUUCGUCGAUACAGAUGUGAUCGUCUCUGAUGCUUCUUCUUCGGUUGGUUGCUCAGUAGGUAAAUCGAUGCCGGAAUCAGGACGACAUGCAACGCCAAAGUACGAGAAGAACCUGAAUGCAUCCAAGGAUAACACCGAGACACACAAAUUUCAACCUGUUCAUCAUCCCACGGUGGCGGACAAGGCACCUUCAUUCAGGAAAGCACGAACCAUGUCGCCUGCUCCUUCCUCGAGAGCACGCUCCGUGUCUCCUCGAAGAAUUCCUUCCUCGUCGCCUUCACAAUUACCUGGAAAGCUUUUCGGUGCAGAAAAAAGAGCAACAUCACCGAUUCGAAUGCCGAAUCCACUUGCCCGAUCCGGAUCACUUGCGGUGCGGCCGACUGCGCUCAGGUCAACAUCGAGUAUCGGGCGGCAGUAUUCUUCGGCAACUCAGAAAUCGGCGUCGAUGCGCUUGCAUGCCGAGAGAAACGACGACAAGGAUGGGGAGCAGAACCCGAGCAAAGGCAAGAAGUUCCUCAAGUCCCUGCUCAGUAGGCGCAAAUCGAAGAAAGAUGAGAUGGUUUAUAGUUAUUUGGAUGAGUACUGAGAGAUGCUUGAGACCUCAGAGAAGCUCAGUUGGCAUACCUCUACCUGAAAUGUUGUUCAAUGCUUUUGUUUUCAGUUUCUGUUCAUUAACCACACAAAGAGCCGCAUGGAGUAUCGCAAUAUAUAGAUAGGCUGGCAGACAGGCAGGCAAAGGAGCAGCGAACGAUGGUUCCUUUGUUUGCCUUGGCUUGUUACUGUUUCUUGUACUUCCCACUUGUAUCUUUGGAUAAGUAGAAAGUUGAGUUUUGUAGAGAAAGAGGAGUUUGUCAUCCUAUUGUUGUGUAUCAGUUUUCAUAGUUUGAAGAUCAACUUGAUGCAAAUUGAGAGCUGAUUUCUUCAGGUAA